UUGGUUCCGGAUACCGGAAAUUAUCCGUUCGACCUUGACCGAGUUACCUCCCUUGCAGAAGACGAAAAUGACGAGUGUCGGAAGGACACUGCAGGCUGUUAGGCCACAUAUUCCCUUGAUAAAAUUCCCAAGUAGAGUGAAUGGAGUAAAUGCAGGUGUAGCUUGGAAUAUGGCACAGUCCAGUCCACAACCUUCAAGUCCAUCUAUGCUUUCAAAUUCUUCAAGAUCUCCUGUGUCUAGUUCAGGUUUAGAAACAGUGCCAUCUAAAUACAGAAGAAAGCCAAUCUCAAUAGAAGAAAUGGAAUAUAUAGAGAGAGGAGGUCCAGAAUAAAGAAGAAUAUAUUUUCUUGAACAUUUUCUUAAAAGAAUAAUAUGACAUACAUGUUUGUUAUUUAGAUUAAAUAACUUGAUAUUCAUUUAAAAUUUAAGGCUACCAUGUAACUGUACAUUUAAGACAUAAGUAAUUAUGAUAUAUGAUGGCCCUUUUCUGUUUGUUAAUUUAUCUGUAUGAGGCAGUUAUGUUAUUUUGAUAAAUAAAUUAUUUUGAGAGCUUCA
Mercenaria mercenaria is the source of this 555-nucleotide messenger RNA. Its product is annotated as alpha-ketoglutarate dehydrogenase component 4-like. The record is from RefSeq and is a predicted model, not a curated record. NCBI's taxonomy places the organism in Eukaryota, Metazoa, Mollusca, Bivalvia, Venerida, Veneridae. The coding region runs from base 68 to 331 and encodes 87 amino acids. Gene Ontology annotation, biological process: 2-oxoglutarate metabolic process. The transcript has 4 exons.